UUUCGAUCUCUUGUUUACAAGCCUUUGGACCAGCUUCUGAAAUGUGCGUGUGACCCUGCGCCUAUUGCUAGAAGAAACGAAAUCUGAUUCUGGCACGGCAAGAACUUCAUUUCGACACCAUUCGAUCUGCUCGCUCUUCAUCUUUGUCAAAGAUGUGGCGGACGGCCACGAAAAUCCCGAUCGCCGCCACUUGGCUUCGGUCAGACAUCGCGGCGAGGAAGCCGUGGGCGUCCAACUUUCCACCGCACCUUCGCACCACUCCCCAUCUGAAGCCAGUCAUCUUAUUCUUCUUCCCACAUGGCCGGAGGAACCGCCUCGGUAUUAGCCCGCCACGAAGCCGAAUCAUGGCCGCGAGAUCCUCGACAGCGACGUCGCUGCUCUCCAGAACCCUCCUCCGUGCCACCUCCUCCUCCUCCCAGAGAGCAGCCCACCUCCUCGAAACGUCCGCGCGCCGAGUCCCCCGGGUCGAAUCGAGAGCCGCGGCGUCGGGCGGAGGGGAUCCGGGCCAGGAGCCGCCGCCGCCGCCGGCGGACGCCAUGGACUCCCCGAUCAAGGUGGUGUCCCACCCCGGAAUCGGCGGCGGGGAAGCGGCGAUCGACGCGGGCGGGUCGGCGCGGAAGCCGCUCAGCCUGUGGCCCGGGAUGUACCACUCGCCGGUCACCAACGCGCUGUGGGAGGCUCGGUCCAGCAUCUUCGAGCGGAUGAUGGACGCGGGGGCCGCCGCCGCCGCCGGGCCGCAGACGGAGCUGCUCACCAAGACGCCCGCGCAGAGCCGGACCACCAUCGUCUACAAGUUCGCCACCGACGACAUCCUCCGGGAGCAGUACCGGGACCCCUGGAACGAGGUGCGCAUCGGCAAGCUGCUCGAGGACCUCGACGCCCUCGCCGGCACCAUCGCCGUCAAGCACUGUUCUGAUGAAGAUAGCACAACAAGACCCCUUUUGUUAGUUACUGCUUCUGUGGAUAAGAUGGUGCUAAUGAAGCCACUUCGGGUGGACACUGAUAUAAAGAUAGCUGGGGCCGUUACUUAUGUUGGCCGCUCUUCAAUUGAUAUACAGAUUGAGGUGACUCAGGUCGAUCAAGAUAGUGUUGAUAGUGAUAUGCAGUCAGAACCAAUAACAUUGACGGCUAACUUCACAUUUGUUGCACGAGAUUCAGUGACCGGAAAGUCUGCUUCAGUGAACCGUCUUUCACCGGAAACUGAAAGAGAGAAGCAAUUAUUUGCAGAGGGAGAAGCACAGGAUAAGCUGAGAAAAAGGAAAAGAGAAGAACAAAAGGGAGUGCUUGAAAAUGGGAUGCAUAAGUUUCAUGCUGAAAGGCUGGAUGCUUUAUUGGCAGAGGGUCGUGUUUUCUCUGAUUUGCCUGCUUUAGCUGACAGAGAUAGCAUCUUGAUGAGGGAUACUCGUCUGGAGAACUCUCUUAUCUGCCAGCCUCAACAACGAAACUUGCAUGGAAGAAUAUUUGGAGGUUUCUUGAUGCACCGAGCAUUUGAGCUUGCCUUCUCAACUGCUUAUGCCUUUGUCGGCCAGAGACCGUGUUUUCUUGAGGUCGAUCAUGUUGACUUCUUAAAGCCAGUGGAUGUAGGUGACUUUCUCCGAUUCAAAUCAUGUGUCUUGUAUACCCAACUUGAGAAUAAAUGGCAGCCCCUGGUAAAUGUUGAAGUUGUCGCUCAUGUAACAAGGCCUGAGCUCCGAAAAAGCGAGAUCUCCAACACAUUUCACUUCACCUUCACAGUUGGUAGCGAUGCAUUGGAGAAUGGAUUGAAAAUCCGCAAUGUUGUUCCCUCUACUGAAGAAGAGGCACGGCGUAUAUUAGAGCGCAUGGACGCUGAGGGCUUGCUUGAUUAAUCCUACUGCGGAGCCACUAGUUUCAGCCAUCUCUUAGCUAUUUUUUACUGGCCAGAUCAACUAACGAGAAAUGUUACCCAUGAUUUGAACAGCAGCAGAUAAGUAGCAUCGGCAAUAGCGCGACAAAAUUGUAGCACUAUGGUACCACCAUUUGGCAUUUCUUUUGUAAAAUAAUUUAAGUAUAGUUAUAAUAACAUGAACCUCGAGACACAAAAAAAGCGCCUUUUGUGAGCGCACUAUCCAUUACAUAAUGGCAGGUUCAAUGUGUAUUUUAUAA
Molecule: messenger RNA, 2124 nt
Organism: Brachypodium distachyon (stiff brome)
Lineage: Eukaryota; Viridiplantae; Streptophyta; Magnoliopsida; Poales; Poaceae
Product: acyl-coenzyme A thioesterase 9, mitochondrial
Exons: 5
Coding region: 153-1847 (564 amino acids)
Biological process (GO): acyl-CoA metabolic process
Molecular function (GO): fatty acyl-CoA hydrolase activity
Source: RefSeq, a predicted model, not a curated record